AUGGCUCCCAAGAAGGCUGCUGAGAAGGCCGGCAAGAGCCCCAAGAAGGCUCCCGCCAAGAAGGAGAAGAAGGAGAAGGACCCCAACGCCCCCAAGCGGCCCCUGUCCGCCUACAUGUACUUUGCUUCCGACAAGCGUGUGGAGAUGAAGAAGAGCGACCCCAGCCUUAGCCUGGGCGAGGUGGGCAAGGCCACUGGCGCGGCCUGGAAGGAGCUGAGCGACAAGGAGAAGGAGCCUUACCAGAAGAAGGCUGACAAGGACAAGGCGCGCUACGAGAAGGAGAAGGCGGCGUACGAGAAGAAGUGA
Messenger RNA from Chlorella variabilis, 306 nucleotides. RefSeq lists its product as hypothetical. NCBI's taxonomy places the organism in Eukaryota, Viridiplantae, Chlorophyta, Trebouxiophyceae, Chlorellales, Chlorellaceae. The transcript has 4 exons. Bases 1 to 306 code for a protein of 101 amino acids. The record is from RefSeq and is a predicted model, not a curated record.